GUAUAUAAAAAGAAUGUUUCUGCCUGGGCACGUUGCAUUUCGUGGAUGUACUUUGAAAAAUGCUAAUGGUAAAUAUCCUGUGGAUCGGUCUUUGGAUCGUUCCUCAGGCAUUUGCCACGGAUUCUUGUGCAGGACAAUCGUUUGGAUAUAGAUCAGCGGACUCAGCAGAUCCUCACUCGUAUUUCCUCUGCCUGGGCUUCCUCGGACAGAUCAAAAACACCUGCCCAGAGGGAUUGCGUUUCAAUGUCCACGACCAAAGCUGCGUGCAUGGCGGCAAGCCAGGUCCUGGCAGUUCCAUUGCAGAAAAGGAAACCACCAUCCACCAGAACGUAUUCAUUGACAGGCCGCUAAUAUUCAAUUUCUUCGGUAACCUGUGGGGCAGCCCUCAAAGGCCAUCUCCCUCACCUUCGCCAUCCCUGCCGCAAGUCCCGAUCUCCACCGAUCAGCAUCAAGGCCCGUUACCCAGCGGAAGUUUGUCUGCCUUACGCGAAGUUAUUUCUUCAACUCAGGAGAACAAGCCCGGCCCUGAUGAGACAGCUUCUAAAUCGACUAAAGUUGAGUCGAGAUGCCGCUUUUUACCCAACGGCUCCUACAUAAGGGACGUGAAGAAAUGCGGAGUAUUCUACGUGUGUGCCAACGGGAUCGCAAUUACUCGAUGCUGCCCAGAAGGUCUCUAUUUCGACACCGAAAAAAGUCUUUGCAAUUUCCCAAGUAUGGUCGACUGCUCUGAGGAAUUCCCUACUAUACCAACUGUACCACCCCCACCUGAGAGAACGACAAAGGCAUCCUCCACGCCACCGUCCUCCACGGAACCCUCACCCACGGAACCCUCUCCGGAAAGUUCAACGGAGCCAAAUAACUCCAGUUCUGAAGAACCAUCCUCCACGGAACCCUCAUCCACGGAACCUUCUCCUGAGAGUUCAACGGAACCAAAUAACUCCAGCUCUGAAGAACCAUCCUCCACGGAACCCUCAUCCACGGAACCUUCUCCUGAGAGUUCAACGGAGCCAAAUAAUUCCAGCUCUGAAGAACCAUCCUCCACGGAACCCUCAUCCUCGGAACCUUCUCCUGAGAGUUCAACGGAGCCAGACAGUUCCAGCUCUGAAGAACCUUCCUCCACGGAACCUUCUCCGGAAAGUUCAACGGAGCCAAGUAACUCCAGUUCUGAAGAACCAUCCUCCACGGAACCUUCUCCUGAGAGUUCAACGGAGCCAAAUAGUUCCAGCUCUGAAGAACCAUCCUCCACGGAACCCUCAUCCACGGAACCUUCUCCUGAGAGUUCAACGGAGCCAAAUAGUUCCAGCUCUGAAGAACCAUCCUCCACGGAACCCUCAUCCACGAGACCAUCUCCGGCGAGUGCAACGAGCCCUAAUGAAGCCAGGUCGAAAGAACCGUACUCCACGGAACCAUCUCCCGAGGGUCCACCUAACACAAAAAAAACCAGCUCUGAAGAACCAUCCUCCACGGAACCCUCAUCCACGGAACCUUCUCCUGAGAGUUCAACGGAGCCAAAUAGUUCCAGCUCUGAAGAACCAUCCUCCACGGAACCCUCAUCCACGGAACCUUCUCCUGAGAGUUCAACGGAGCCAAAUAGUUCCAGCUCUGAAGAACCAUCCUCCACGGAACCCUCAUCCACGGAACCUUCUCCUGAGAGUUCAACGGAGCCAAAUAGUUCCAGCUCUGAAGAACCAUCCUCCACGGAAAGACCGAGCAAGGCCUCCUCCAUGCCCCCCUCCUCCACGGAACCCUCACCCACGCAACCCUCACCCGACAGUUCAACGAAGCCAAAUAACUCCAGCUCUACGGAACCAUCCUCCACGGAACCCUCAUCCACGGAACCUUCUCCUGAGAGUUCAACGGAACCAAAUAACUCCAGCUCUGAAGAACCAUCCUCCACGGAAUCUACUGCGGAAAGUUCAACGGAGCCAAAUAACUCCAGUUCUGAAGAACCAUCCUCCACGGAACCCUCAUCCACGGAACCAUCUCCGGAAAGUUCAACGGAGCCAACUAAUUCCAGUUCUGAAGAACCAUCCUCCACGGAACCCUCAUCCACGGAACCUUCUCCGGAAAGUUCAACGGAGCCAAAUAACUCCAGUUCUGAAGAACCAUCCUCCACGGAACCCUCAUCCACGGAACCUUCUCCUGAGAGUUCAACGGAGCCAGACAGUUCCAGCUCUGAAGAACCUUCCUCCACGGAGCCAUCUCCGGAGAGUUCAACGGAGCCAAGUGAGUCCAGCUCUGACGAACCAUCCUCCACGGAGCCAUCAUCCACCGAACCUUCUCCUGAGAGUUCAACGGAGCCAAAUAACUCCAGUUCUGAAGAACCAUCCUCCACGGAACCCUCAUCCACGGAACCCUCAUCCACGGAACCUUCUCCUGAGAGUUCAACGGAGCCAAAUAGUUCCAGCUCUGAAGAACCAUCCUCCACGGAGCCAUCUCCGGAGAGUUCAACGGAGCCAAGUGAGUCCAGCUCUGAAGAACCAUCCUCCACGGAACCUUCUCCUGAGAGUUCAACGGAGCCAAAUAGUUCCAGCUCUGAAGAACCAUCCUCCACGGAAUCUACUGCGGAAAGUUCAACGGAGCCAAAUAACUCCAGUUCUGAAGAACCAUCCUCCACGGAACCCUCAUCCACGGAACCUUCUCCUGAGAGUUCAACGGAGCCAGACAGUGCCAGCUCUGAAGAACCUUCCUCCACCGAGCCAUCUCCGAAGAGUUCAACGGAGGCAAGUGACUCCAGUUCUGAAGAACCAUCCUCCACGGAACCCUCAUCCACGGAACCUUCUCCGGAAAGUUCAACGGAGCCAGACAGUUCCAACUCCGCAGAGCCCUCAUCUACGGAAUCCUCUCCGGAAAGUUCAACCGAGCCAAGUAAUUCCAGUUCUGAAAAACCAUCCUCGAGGGAACCCUCAUCCACGGAACCUUCUCCUGAGAGUUCAACGGAGCCAGACAGUUCCAUCUCUGAAGAACCUUCCUCCACGGAGCCAUCUCCGGAGAGUUCAACGGAGUCAAACAGUUCCAGCUCUGAAGAACCAUUGUCCAUGGAAUCUUCUACGAAAAGUUCAUCCGAGCAAAUUACUCAAAUAAGCUCAUCUAACGAAAAAUUAGCGGAAAGCUCUUCGGUAAUCGAAACGGCAUCAUCAUUGCCCGUCCGUAGACCAAUCGAACCUAUUUCGUUGGCCAACCGUCCAGUUAAUGAUGGUUCCAAGGCCGAGCCACUGAAUUCGGCGGGAAUUAAACAGUCGCCACAUGACCGAGAGCUAGGCACAAUCUCAGAGAGUUCCUCGAAAUUCCAGGCAAGAACAGACUGCAGUUUCUUCCCAACUGGAACCUACUUAAGGGAUCCGACGUCUUGCAACAAAUUUUACGUGUGUGCCUAUGGAAAGGCCAUUCCCCGUCGCUGUCCCAGCAUUCUCAACUUUGACAUCAGGAAGAAGGUCUGCAAUUUCCCCAGCCUCGUGGAUUGCUCUAUUGAUGAUGUUCAAGUCUCCGUCGUCAAGAAGCUCUCGACCGCUAAGAAAGUGGAACAGAAGUCGAUCUUUGACUGCACAUCGCUUCCCAACGGUGAACAUGUGAGGGAUCUGAGUUCGUGCAGCAAAUUUUAUGUCUGUGCCAACGGUCGCUCCAUUCCCCGUCAAUGUCCGAAGGGUCUGAAUUUCGAUAUAACAAGAAAGGUCUGCAAUUUCCCCAGUCGCGUGGAUUGCUCGAUAGUCGAGUCGAAAGCUGCAAAGGCCAGAAGGCAAGGUGGCCAGAAAGUAGCCUAGGCAGGAAACGGUUUACCAGUGAAGUUGUUUAACAAGUUUGAUCUUUAUAUUUUACAGUAUUAUUAUAGGAACAUGGUAAAAGGGUAUCAACAUAGGGUUUAUGGCUAUUCAUAUAUUUGCUGAGUGGGUUACUGACACAUACACAUAAUUUUCAUUUACAUGCACACGAUCUAUCCACUUUCAGGAAGUGUUUAAGUUUAAAUCUCAUUUCGGCUAUGAUAUAUUCAACGAAUAAAGGACCUAUAAACGAA
Molecule: messenger RNA, 4012 nt
Organism: Drosophila guanche
Lineage: Eukaryota; Metazoa; Arthropoda; Insecta; Diptera; Drosophilidae
Product: cell surface glycoprotein 1
Exons: 3
Coding region: 60-3761 (1233 amino acids)
Cellular component (GO): extracellular region
Molecular function (GO): chitin binding
Source: RefSeq, a predicted model, not a curated record